GCUGUUGGGAAAUAGAGUUCCAAGAGGGAUCAAUUCCAUAGCCUACCUUUUACCUACAGCACAUUCAUUAACCGUCACUUCAGAUUAAUGUAUACAAAGUCGGUCUCUUUAUGCACGUUAAAGUGUAAACCCUCCCAGCGACCCAAUAAAUAACAUUAUAGACAUAUGUACGUUACGUUGUUAGCUAGAUAAUAGGCCCGAACGCCAGCCUCGAGUUUUUUUUUUUGUGUGUGUGUGCAAUGUUAGUCUACGCAUCGGGAAGAUGAGAAAGGAUUUAUAAUGCCCUGACUGAAGCAGCAUUUUAACACCAUGUUACUGGACAUAAUGCAGAUUAACGAGGGAGGAGGAUUCGUCAUAAUCCAAGAUACGGUGGAUUGCAAUGGACGACAGCUUCUCAAGGGCUUUGUUAACGCUGCGUUAAAACGGGAAGAAGUCGUCCAUGUGCUGGGGUUCGAGGUUAGUGAGAGCGAGUUUCGCGCUGGAUUGGGCAGCAGAUGCACACAAAGGCUUUGCUUUCAUGAUGGUUACACUGACCCCUUGGGCUGGACUGAAUGUCCACCAUUCACAGUGCAACAAUUCAUCCCUCAGGAGAUCAACACAUGCCUCAGACAGUCUGAAGAGCUGAAGGGAGUGAUCCUUGUCAUUGAUUCCCUAUCUUGGAUUUUGAGACAUCAUUCCCCUGCUGUUGUUUGCCAACGUCUGAUGGAGCUUAGGAGAGGGGGAGCGUUGAGAAGUAUCCUGGCACUACUGCACUCUGACGUGCACCAGCAAGGCAUUGUCAAUAGCUUGUGCCAACUAGCUACUGCUGUUAUUUUGGUGACACCUGGGAUGAGUGGACAGCAUACCGUUGCCAAAACAACACGGCGCACAAAAUCAGGCAGAGUUACCCGAGAGGAGGAGUGCUUUAGUGUCUUGGAGGACCUUACAGUCACUAUAGAAGCCCAGUCCAGUCGUUCUGGUAACACUCAGGCUGAGCCUGAGCAAUAUGAGACAGAUCCUGCUGCAAACCUGACCUUUAACCUGCGUUUGUCAGAAGUUGAGAGGGAGGCUAAAGAGAAACUGUCUCUACCUUUUGUCUUCAGUCAAGAGAAGAAGUCGGCGCUUCUUAAACCUCGACCUGGGGCGGGGCGGAUCCUCUAUGAGCCUGACGCAAAUGAUGAUUUUGACCAGGAGGACCCUGAUGAUGAUCUGGAUGUUUAAGGCAGAGUACUAAUUUGGGGUGAACACUUUCUUUCCACACAGGGUUUACAGAUUGUGAUCAGCUUAAAAUGAGUGGAAUCUCUAAAGGCAUUUUGCCAGAUCACCAAUUUGUGGUAUUAUGAAACCCACACUGCAGAAAUAUUUAUUUUUUACUAAUGUGACAGUGUAUCUGUUCAUUUAAUUUCUAUCCAUAUGAUGCCAAUGCAUUUUCUAUGUUAUCUUAAAAUGCACAUUGCAGAUGUAGUUCAUUUGAAAUUGUUUUUAAUGUUUUUUUGUUUUUGUUUUUUUUAAUACACAAGAAAGAAAACGCAACAAAAUAAAUAUGGAUAUGCAUGGAUAUGUACGGGCAUGGAACUGUAAUAAAAUACCUUUUUCACCAGAA
This is a messenger RNA of Conger conger (European conger), 1582 nucleotides long. It is a transcript of the gene elp5, whose product is annotated as elongator acetyltransferase complex subunit 5. Gene Ontology annotation, cellular component: elongator holoenzyme complex; cytosol; nucleus. The coding region runs from base 310 to 1200 and encodes 296 amino acids. NCBI's taxonomy places the organism in Eukaryota, Metazoa, Chordata, Actinopteri, Anguilliformes, Congridae. The record is from RefSeq and is a predicted model, not a curated record. Gene Ontology annotation, biological process: tRNA wobble uridine modification. The transcript is spliced from 8 exons. Gene Ontology annotation, molecular function: tRNA binding.